Seriola dumerili (greater amberjack) is the source of this 2538-nucleotide messenger RNA. RefSeq names its product cell division cycle 16 (gene cdc16). The coding region runs from base 122 to 1981 and encodes 619 amino acids. Gene Ontology annotation, biological process: cell division. Gene Ontology annotation, molecular function: protein binding. The transcript has 18 exons. Lineage: Eukaryota; Metazoa; Chordata; Actinopteri; Carangiformes; Carangidae. The record is from RefSeq and is a predicted model, not a curated record.
UUUGAUUUUACGCAGCUAGCAAGCUAGCUCGUACUGUUGGGUGCACAGUUGGUACACAGUUUUCUCUAAGAAUGAAACACUUCUUAUAGUCAGAGCGUCAACUUAAAAUCAAAUAAUCAAAAUGAAUCUUGACAGACUUCGAAAGCGAGUACGGCAGUACAUUGACCAGCAACAAUAUCAAAGUGCUCUGUUUUGGGCCGACAAGAUAGCAUCCCUUUCCCAUGAGGAUCCCCAGGAUAUCUACUGGCUUGCUCAGUGCCUUUACUUGACAUCACAGUACCACAGAGCCUCCCAUGCCCUCCGUUCACGAAAACUUGACAAGUUGUAUGGAGCUUGUCAGUACCUUGCUGCAAGGUGCCAUUAUGCUGCCAAAGAGUUCCAGCAGGCCUUGGAUAUUCUGGAUGCAGAGGAGCCAGCUUGUAAGAAGCUACUGGACAGGAGUGGGAAAGAGGAUAAUGGGACACCAGAGUCAACGAAAGAUUGGGAUAUGUCCCCUGCCUCUAUCAACAGCUCCAUCUGCCUCCUGCGGGGUAAGAUCUAUGAUGCCAUGGACAACAGACCACUGGCCACAUCCAGCUACAAAGAGGCCUUGAAGCUGGAUGUGUACUGCUUUGAAGCCUUUGACCUUUUAACGUCCCACCACAUGUUGACUGCGCAGGAAGAGAAAGACUUCCUUGACUCGCUUCCUCUGAGUCAACAGUGCACUGAGGAGGAGGAGGAGUUAUUACACUUCCUGUUUGAGAAUAAGUUAAAGAAGUAUAACAAGCCCAGUGAUUUGGUGGUGCCAGAGAUGGUCAAUGGUCUUCAGGACAACUUGGACGUAGUGGUGUCUCUUGCUGAGAGGCAUUAUUAUAACUGUGAUUUCAAAAUGUGCUACAAACUCACAUCAAUGGUGAUGGUCAAAGACCCCUUCCAUGCCAACUGUUUACCAGUCCAUAUAGGAACUCUGGUGGAGCUUGGAAAAGCAAAUGAGUUGUUUUACCUGUCACACAAACUUGUAGACUUGUAUCCCAACAACCCAGUGUCCUGGUUUGCUGUCGGGUGCUACUAUCUCAUGGUUGGCCAUAAAAACGAACAUGCUCGGCGAUACCUUAGCAAAGCCACCACCCUGGAGAGGACGUAUGGCCCUGCAUGGAUUGCAUAUGGCCAUUCAUUUGCAGUGGAGAGUGAGCAUGACCAAGCCAUGGCCGCGUACUUCACUGCUGCCCAGCUGAUGAAAGGGUGUCACUUACCCAUGCUCUACAUCGGCCUGGAGUACGGUCUGACCAACAACUCCAAGCUGGCAGAACGUUUCUUCAGCCAGGCUCUUAGUAUUGCUCCAGAGGACCCAUUCGUCAUACACGAAGUGGCAGUGGUUGCAUUUCAAAAUGGAGACUGGAAGACUGCAGAGAGGCUGUUCCUGGAUGCAAUGGAGAAGAUCAAGGCCAUAGGGAAUGAGGUCACUGUGGACAAAUGGGAGCCUUUGCUAAACAACUUGGGUCAUGUGUGUCGGAAACUGAAAAAAUACGACCAGGCACUGGAGUACCACCGUCAAGCACUGGUCCUAAUCCCUCAGCACGCCUCCACCUACGCUGCCAUAGGAUAUGUACACAGCCUCAUGGGUGACUUCGAAAGUGCUAUCGACUACUUUCACACGGCACUUGGACUGAAAAGGGACGACACUUUCUCUGUGACUAUGCUCGGCCACUGCAUAGAGAUGUACAUUGGUGACACAGAUGCCUAUAUAGGCACAGACAUUAAUGACAAAAUGCGAGGCAGCUUGAACACUCCAGCGCUGAUGAAGAUGCUGAACACGUCGGAGCCUGGUGACCCUCUAGCCACGCCGAGACAGGAAGACACCAGCAUCGCGUCUUUGGAAACAUCUAUGUCAAAUCACGACAAGAUGAUGCUGGAGACGCCUCUUCGACUCUCUUUAACCCUGGAGUGUGACAUGUAUGAGAGCGAUGUCAUGUUAGACACCUUGUCAGACACCAGCACGUGAUCUCAUCCUGUCAGGAGGUGGAACUGUCAUAGCAACAGGUUGUCAUAGGUACACAUAUCUAAGCCCAAGGACAACAUUCAAACCAAAACUUUGGCACCUGCCCUCCAACAAAGGUUUCCUGUGGAAUCCCCUUCUUGUGCAUUAGAUAUGGUUGUUUCUGUAAGUGACAAAACAUAGAACAUGCCAUCGUGAACAUUAUGAACUUGAGUAAAAGUGAGGGUGAAUUUGUACACAAAGCAACUGCUGUACAUCAUAUUCAUUUUGCAAGAAUGCACUUUAAAAGGGGAAAUAACACGUGCCUUGGUUAAGGGGCUGAGUACUAGGUUUAGCAUUGGACCUUGGGUUAAGCCUGAAGACAAUGGGAACAUGUGAUCCUCUGACACUUGGUUGAACAGAGCAGCACAUCUCGUAUCACAACUAAAAGACUAUAGUCACUUAUUACUGCCUAUGGCAGGACCCUCCAUGUUGCUUAACCUGUGGAUUUUCACCUUGAAUAAAGAGCCAGCUAAAUACAAGUGUUUUUGUUGAAAACAGUUCUUGAUAAUUCCAACAAUAAA